GUCGACGGCCUCUUCCCGACCUGCCCAACUGCCUGACGCGCUGCCUAUUGCAUCCCUUCAACUCACAAACCUUCUCGUCCCAUCGUGCUCUCAAAAUUACUACAACUCUAGCCUGAUCAGAACAUCGGCACUUCCACUGUGCUAUUAUACCUUCACCACCGUCUUUUGUCGACCUCAGUCCCUACUAUACACCAUUCAUCAUGGCUGAAGUCUGUCCCAUUGUUGGCACCACCAACACCGUCCUUCCUCCCAAGCAUCCCGAGUUCGAUCUCUCGGCACCAGGACUCGUCUGCCCAGUCACCAACGCUACGACCGACCACCACCACAAUCUCAGCAAGCAUCCUGGCAUUUUCAACAACACUGAAGAUCUCUCGAACGCCGAGUCGUGCCCUGCCCUCUCCAAGAUCGUCUCGCGUCCGGAGCAACAGGCCAUGGACGAGGCCAUCUGCCCCGUCGUCGGGACCGUCUCCUCGGUCCUUCCUCCGAAUCACCCUUCCACGGCAAACUCAAAGGAAGGUGAUGUCUGUCCAGUCACAAAUGCCACCCUCGGCCAUCACAAGGGAAAAGUUCAUGAACAUCCAAGUCUUCAGGCGGCUUCCAAGGACGCCGUCUGCCCUGUGGUACACAAACAUGCUUGAAAAGAAAGCAUCAAACAUGAUAUCAGGGUUUGGCGGUGGGAAAGGAGUGCUAUUUGUGUGUAACGGAUGGGAGGAAUAAUCUCUUGCGGUUUGUGAAACAGGCGUUGUUCAUGUGGACUUCGUCGCUCCUUCGAGUGUCGAGGGCUUCCACCUGCGAGAGGAGAAAGAGGACCCGUCGAGAGAUACCCCGUUUUUGAGGCUAUAGCCUCACUAUAUCAUCAAUCGGCAGAUAGGAAAUGGUAUCUAUCUUGUCAUAUUGGUA
Exophiala oligosperma is the source of this 900-nucleotide messenger RNA. RefSeq lists its product as uncharacterized. The transcript has a single exon. Lineage: Eukaryota; Fungi; Ascomycota; Eurotiomycetes; Chaetothyriales; Herpotrichiellaceae. Bases 201 to 638 code for a protein of 145 amino acids. The record is from RefSeq and is a predicted model, not a curated record.